Molecule: messenger RNA, 5954 nt
Organism: Balaenoptera musculus (blue whale)
Lineage: Eukaryota; Metazoa; Chordata; Mammalia; Artiodactyla; Balaenopteridae
Gene: RNF214
Product: ring finger protein 214
Exons: 15
Coding region: 93-2210 (705 amino acids)
Molecular function (GO): ubiquitin-protein transferase activity
Source: RefSeq, a predicted model, not a curated record
CGCCGGAAGUGGGAGGUGUCGCGCGCGGGCCGGCGCUCGACCCCUCCCCCCAGGCUCUGCCGCCCCCUCCCCCCGCUCCGCCCGCUCAGAGCAUGAUGGCGGCAUCUGAGGUAGCUGGCGUGGUGGCCACUGCUCCCAAUCCUCCGGAAUCCUCGUCUAGUGUAUGUGCUUCCAAACCAGACGAAGUUCUCCCAGACGGUCUAAGCCCCAAAGACCCUGCACAGAAGCACAAGAACUCGCCUCUGUCGAGUGUAAGUAACCAAACGAUAACCAAGGAGAAUAACAGAAAUGCCCAUUUGGAACACCCAGAGCAGAAUCCUGGUUCAUCAGCAGGUGACACUUCAGCAGCGCACCGGGCGGUUUUAGGAGAAAACUUGAUAGCCACGGCCCUUUGUCUUUCUGGCGGUGGGUCUCAGUCUGAUUUGAAGGACGUGGCCAGCACAGCGGGAGAGGAGGGGGACACACGCCUCCGGGAGAGCCUCCACCCCGCCACUCGAUCUCUUAAGGCAGGGUGCGAUACAAAGCAGCUUGCCUCCGGGAAUUGUCCUGAAGAGAAGGCCCCACAAGCCUCCAUCCUAAAGGAAGGGAGCAGGGACACAGGCUUGGAUUUCCCACCUGUGGUGCCUCCAGCAAAUGGGGUUGAAGGAGUCAGAGUGGAUCAGGAUGAUGAUCAGGAUAGCUCUUCCCUGAAGCUUUCUCAGAACAUUGCCGUCCAGACUGACUUUAAGACGGCUGAUUCAGAGGUAAACACAGAUCAAGAUAUUGAAAAGAAUCUGGAUAAAAUGAUGACAGAGAGAACCCUGUUGAAGGAGCGUUACCAGGAGGUCCUGGACAAGCAGAGGCAAGUGGAGAAUCAGCUCCAAGUGCAAUUAAAGCAACUUCAGCAAAGGAGAGAAGAAGAAAUGAAGAAUCACCAGGAGAUAUUAAAGGCUAUCCAGGACGUAACAAUAAAGCGAGAAGAAACAAAGAAGAAGAUAGAGAAAGAAAAGAAGGAGUUUUUGCAGAAGGAGCAGGAUCUGAAAGCUGAAAUUGAGAAGCUUUGUGAGAAGGGCAGAAGAGAAGUGUGGGAAAUGGAACUGGAUAGACUCAAGAAUCAAGAUGGUGAAAUAAAUCGGAACAUUAUGGAAGAGACAGAACGGGCCUGGAAGGCAGAGAUCUUAUCACUAGAGAGUCGGAAAGAGUUGUUGGUAUUGAAACUAGAAGAAGCAGAAAAAGAGGCAGAACUGCACCUUACUUACCUCAAGUCAACUCCCCCAACACUAGAGACAGUUCGUUCCAAACAAGAGUGGGAGACAAGACUGAAUGGAGUUCGGAUAAUGAAAAAGAAUGUUCGGGACCAAUUUAAUAGUCAUAUCCAGCUAGUGAGGAAUGGAGCCAAGCUGAGCAGCCUUCCUCAGAUCCCUACUCCCACUUUGCCUCCACCCCCAUCAGAGACAGACUUCAUGCUUCAGGUGUUUCAACCCAGUCCCUCUCUGGCUCCUCGGAUGCCCUUCUCCAUUGGGCAGGUCACAAUGCCCAUGGUUAUGCCCAGUGCAGAUCCCCGUUCCUUGUCUUUCCCGAUCCUGAACCCUGCCCUUUCCCAGCCCAACCAGCCUUCCCCACCCCUUCCUGGCUCGCAUGGGAGAAAUAGCCCUGGCUUGGGUUCCCUUGUCGGCCCUCAUGGUCCACACGUGCCCCCUGCCGCCUCCAUCCCACCUCCCCCAGGCUUGGGUGGUGUUAAGGCUUCUACUGAAACUCCCCGGCCCCAACCAGUAGACAAACUGGAGAAGAUUCUGGAGAAGCUGCUGACUCGGUUUCCACAAUGCAAUAAGGCCCAGAUGACCAACAUUCUUCAGCAGAUCAAGACAGCACGUACCACCAUGGCAGGUCUGACCAUGGAGGAGCUGAUCCAGCUGGUAGCUGCGCGACUUGCAGAGCACGAGCGGGUGGCAGCAAGUACUCAGCCCCUUGGUCGGAUCCGGGCCCUGUUCCCUGCUCCAUUGGCCCAAAUCAGUACCCCAAUGUUCUUGCCUUCUGCCCAAGUUUCAUAUCCUGGGAGGUCUUCACAUGCUCCAGCCACCUGUAAACUGUGUCUAAUGUGCCAGAAACUUGUCCAGCCCAGUGAGCUGCACCCAAUGGCAUGCACCCACGUGCUGCACAAGGAGUGUAUCAAAUUCUGGGCCCAGACCAACACAAAUGACACUUGUCCCUUUUGUCCAACUCUUAAAUGACGGACCUGACUGGGGAGGAAGAAGAGGAGAAACUGAUGUGAACAGGAAGCGCGGGUUCAAGAUUUCUAAAACUCUAUAUUUAUACAGUGACAUAUACUCAUGCCAUGUACAUUUUUAUUAUAUAGGUAAUGUGUGUAUAGAAAGUCUGUAUUCAGAUGUUCGUAAAUGAAAGUAUGUAUAUUAUGCAGAAAUGGUCUGUCCCCCUCACCUUGCAAUUCCUCUGGGGGAAGCAGAGUAUAGGUAAGAUGGUAUUUAAUUUGGCCUUGAAAUUAUGAUAUUCCUGCCUAGGGCUGUUUUCAGAUACAAUAUAAAAACCAUCUAGGAAGCUGCUCUUGCUCUAAGGCCACCCUGCUCUGAUUUGGCUCAGCCUCUAGUCCAUUUUCUUAAGGCUCAUGUACGCAGAUUUGAACCCUGGUGCUCACCUGCUGUCCAGCCAGAUGCCUUGCUUAUUGAAAGCCUCCGGAAGCCUCAGUGCUAUUCUAGCCCUUCUACUCCAAAUGGAGAAAAUGAGACUGAUUGAGGAAAAAAUAUAUAACCCUGAUAGUUUGAUUUUUCAUUGAACAUUUUACUGUGUUAACACUCAUUAUUUGUACAUAGACAUUAGGUUUACAGAAUAGUCUGUUUACAUCAGCAAAAUUCACAGUCCAAGAAUAACAACAUAACCAGGUCCCAUUUUCCCCAUGCCUCCCACAAACUUCUCUCCACCCUACUUCCUGGAUAGUCAUCUCUUUAGAAACUAGCAUAGCCCACAGGUCUUUCCUGGGCCAAGCCAUCCCUUUCCACCACUGACUUGGCUUCUGAUCAAGCUUUCACAGACCAACCUUGUGAAGUCCUCACCGCUUCCCCUUCACUUCUGGUCUUCUAGUCUAGCUAUCCCCCCUCCCCUUGAAGGUUAAGGCAGUUGGUUCACAACCAAGUUGUUUGGUGACCUUGGGUGAGUUCCAGGCAGGCACUGGGGUGAGGAGAUGUCUGUGCAAAGUUCCUUUCAGGAUGAUCUUGGGAUAUGGGUUUGAAUUUUUGAAGCAAGAAAGCUAUGGGGGACAUGCUUCCUGUCCUGGGAAAAAUGGAGACCAAAGUGCUAUGAAGAAGGGAGGUUAGAUUUCAAGUUUAUAAGUCAUUUGUUCUAUGGAUAGCUAUCUGGAACUAGGUCAUUUUUUCACCUCUGCUUAUUGAGCACUUCCAGUUUCUAGGUUUAUACCUGGGAAAGCUGUGUUUCUAUUAGAGCUUUGAUCCUUUCCUAUCCUUUUAGCUUUACUCCUAAUGGAAAUGGUGUCAGCUCCCUUCUCUUUUGGAAUUAAACAAGUAAAAAUUAAGCAGUAAUAAAAAAAAUUAGCUCCAGGAAAGGAUAUUAUUAUAUUACCAACAGGUGAAUUUUUCCCAUUCUGGGACCUGGAAAUGCUUACUCGCACUAGUAGUACAUAUGAGGGUAGCAAAGAUUUUUCCUUUCAGAGCCAAAUAAUUCUCUCUGUUCAUGUUACUCUUCCUCGUCUUUCAUCCUUGCUUGUCAGCUCAUGAAAAUACUCUUUCUCUUCUCUGGUCUUACUUGUCCAGGUUUAUUGACUGGCAACAGUGUAAGGAAAUGGAUUUCCUGGGAUCUCCUUGGCAUCUUGUAGGGUGAUGGAAAUGGCCUGAGUACUCCCCACUGUAGAGGUCAGAUGACCCACUUUCUUUGGUUAAUGAAAUAUUAAUGACUCUAGUUUGGUAGCCGUCAUGAACAGGGAAUGUGGCAAAAUGGAAGACCAGUUCCUUUGUUCUUUUCAUUUGGUUGGGGGGGGAUUCAUUUUUUAUCUUGUAAUCUUAAGAUUUUAUCUCCCCUCAACUUUACAGCAGUCUUUGGGCCACUUGCAGUAUUUUUCAGUAUCCAAUGGAAAUAUAGAAAUUAGAAAUGGGUCUAAAAAAUAUCCUGUUUCUUUUCCACAAAUCUUUGACACCAAAGGGGUAAAGAGAAAAAAGGAGGGGAUGGGGGGCUUAACUGCUUCCUAGUGAAAGCCCCUGGAAACCAGCUGCAGCAGGAAGACAGUGUGGUGGAGGGUGUGCAUGGGGGCCGGGACUCAUCAUCGCUCUUUGCUCUUUCUUGUUCAGGAUCAAUCCGAAAGCAACAGUUAAGUUUUGGCCACCCUUGUUCUCCCUUUUCCCUCUGUCCACUGGCCUGCACUGGUACAAACUGUGCAGACCCCCGGGGAAGGCCCCUGAUGCAGGGAGUGGAGAUGGGACAGUCAUUUUUCUGGCAUAGAAUUUAAAAAUAGAAAUAUAGAAUACAUAUUUUUACAAGGAAGAAGCUGUUGUCUAGAUUUUUUUUUACACUUCAGAGUUCAUGGUUUCAGGGUAGAAAGGAAGAAACUGUUAAAAGAAAAAUAAGUACAAGUUUUCUCUUUCAAAGAAAAAAAUAGGGCAAUGAGACUUACUAAGGAAGGGGUUGAGUUUUAUACCCUGGAAAGAGCUGGGGAAAAGCCAGUUUUCCCCAACGUGGGUCAAAAUUAUAAAGUGGAAUGUGGCAUUUUCAUUUCACGGUAGCAAUUCUGGAAGUUUAUUUACACAGUAAGUUCCAAGCUGGAAGUGGACAGUCUCCAGUCUUCCUGUCAGUCUCUGUGGUUAUGGGGUGUUCCCCGUCAGCCAAAGCAGCACCAAGUGCAGUGGGAAUGAAGAGGACUCGGAUAAAAAACUGCGACUCAGUAUUCUUGUUUUAUUGGUUUAUGGCUUGUGGGCAGCUGGCUGAGGCCAGGAUCUCCAGAGGCCCUCUUUGUAUUUCCCUCUCCCUCAUCAGGUAAUUCUACACUGUGCGCGUCCCAUACCUGGAAGCAGUGUGUUGACCAGAGAGGAAUAGGGAUCCAGUGGAGUAGUAAGAAAAUUCAGCUCUUCCCAUUAACACUGGUAUCAUAGUCGACUGGCUUAGAACUGAUAGGGAGGAAAUGAACUUGUUCCCCACUGUCUAGCCCAAGAACCAGCCUGGGUACCCAAGUACUAUUAGGAGCGGGGAAUAAAGAGCAGGAUAGGGGCAAAGGAUGGCCUCCAUCAAGGGGCUCUUGUGGUGAAGGGAAUUAGGAAGCGCGGAGGCUGGCAUCCUUUUUCCACGCAGCCUUGAUACUGAAUGCGAUGCUGGUGGAGCCAGAAAGCCCUGUGUUCCUGACAUUCUUAGUAUAAUACUAGUGCCACUGUGGGAUGCCUUAGCCAAAUAAAUGAGGGAGACCUUAGAGACAGGGAGAAGGCAAUGAAACUGCUCUGUAUCAUGUCAAGAUCUUACUACCACUUACAGCUGAACAGGAAGAAAUCCAGGCAGGGGGGUAUAGGGCAUCAACUCUGUACCUGUUGAAGCAUCUUCAGGAGUCUGCUUUCAAGGAUUAGAUAGGAGAGGUCUCCUAUCUAUUCUUAGCACCUCAGCUACAAAGCUCUGGAGGAAUAGGACUGGGGGAGGGGUGAACAGGUAGCCAGGAAGACAAGGUGCAGCCCUGUUAUAUCUGCUCUAUUCCGGCUGCUUUCCCAUAGGGCACCUGGGGCUUCCAGGGCUGGGGGUGUUUCAGUGCUACCAGUCACGUGUAGAGUAGAGGGUUCAGGUAGGGACGAGGAAUUAAUAAGGUAGAAAUUCAUUUAUUAGAUGGAACCUUUUAGUGGGCACUUUUCCUUUAAGAGAGUUAAAAAGAGCUUUUUGGCUAGAGAAGCCCUUCUUCCCAUCAUCGCACUUUUGGUCAGGCUGCAACCACAGAAAAGAAGACAUUGGGAAGCAACACCCAUCUUAGAAGAUGGGAU